AUGAGUGAAUUGAAAAAAAAACCUAGUGGUGCAUCAUAUAAAAGGAAGGCUAAAGAAAAAGAAGAAAGAUUUCAAAAUGUAAUAAAGCACACGAAAAAUAUUGAGACAUUUUUUUCAAAACCAAAAAGUGAUGAUUCGGAAUUGUCUAACGCAAUUAUUAUUCACAGUGUGUCUGCUACCGACCCUGUUCAAUGCGAAACUCCUACUAGUUCUAUACAGCCACAAGAUUUGUUCGUGCCCACGCCGUCUACUUCGUCAGCAGUAGAUGUUGUGCAGCAGUCGCAAAAUACAAUAAUUAUCGUGGAUUGUGACCCAGCCAAGUGGAGUAUCAAUAACGAAACACAAGAAUAUAUUGCACUAAAUGGUUUCAAUCAAAAUAUAAACGUAGAUUUUUCAUUGAGUAAGAGAAUAUAUGAAGAUAAAGUCUCACGUUUUUUGACAAAAACAAUGUUUGAACGGAAAUUGUUAAAUAGAGAAAAACGUCCAAGAAAAUGGCUUAUUUACUCUCCAAGCACAGGAAAAGUUUUUUGUGGACCUUGUUUAUUAUUCGGUGGUGGAACUAGCUUUGGAAAGCAAGAUGUAGGUUUCAAUGAUUGGAAGAACGCGUCGAUUAGAUUAGAAAGCCACGAAAACUCAUGUGAACAUAAAACAUGUGUUUUGGCUUUGCAACGUAGAUCUGACAUUGUCGGUCGUGUCGAUCAUGAGCUCGUCGCUCAAUUUCAAGAAGAGCUAACUUAUUGGCGUGAAGUUUUGAAACGAGUGGUUGCGACUGUAAAGUCUUUAGCAUCACGUGGAUUAUCUUUUAGGGGACAUGAAGAAAAACUUGGGUCUCUUCAUAACGGAAAUUAUUUAAUGACGCUGGAACUCAUAGCGGAGUUUGAUCCGUUUUUAAGUAAACAUAUUGCUCAAUAUGGCGGCAAGGGAAAAGGAUGUACCAAUUACUUGAGUUCUACAAUAUGUGACGAAUUUAUUGAGUUGAUGGCAAACAAAAUUUUAACACAAAUAAAAGAUGAAAUCAAGAUAUCAAAAUAUUAUUCAAUGAUAGUGGAUUCAACACCAGAUAUUUCCCACAUUGACCAAUUAACUCUCGUGAUCCGGUAUGUUAAAGCCGAUGGUACGCCCGUUGAACGUUUUCUGAAGUUUAUCGCACACGUCGGCCACAAAUCACAAGACAUGGCAGAUGCUAUAAUUAAAACAUUAGACAUGUUUGAAAUUAAUAUAUUAGACUGUAGAGGCCAGUCGUAUGAUAACGCUGCAAAUAUGUCUGGCAUAUACAAUGGAUUACAGGCGAAAAUAAAAGAACUAUGUCCCCUAGCAGAUUAUAUACCCUGCUCCGCACAUUCACUGAACCUAGUGGGUGAAUGUGCCGCUGAAUGCGUUCAAGAAGCUUGUUGGUUCUUUGGUCUCCUUCAAGAAAUUUACACAUUUUUUACAGCUUCAACUCAAAGAUGGGAAACUCUACAACCACAAAUACGUCUAGGUAAUGAUAAGAAAAAUAAACCUACUGUCAAAAAUCCAUCUGACACACGCUGGUCAGCUCGAGCAGAUGCUUGUAAAAGCUUAAAAGAGUCAUUUUCAGAAAUUCACGAUGCUUUGAUUGCUAUCGAAAGCAAUCCUGCGCAAAAACGUUCUACUGUAUGUGAAGCUAAAGGUAUAAGGUUCAAAUUAGAACGGCUAGAAACUGCCUUCAUGACCGUGUUUUGGAGUUUUAUUUUGGUUCACAUGAACAAAAGCAACAAAAAAUUGCAAUCCGUUGAUAUUGAUAUUUGUACUGUUGUUCAAUUGUAUGACAGUAUAAUUCACAUAAUUUCUACAGAAAGGGGAAAUUUUGAUAAAUAUGAACAGCAAGCCUUGGAACUGUCAUUAGUAAAAGAAUAUGAAAAGGACACAAAGAGGAUACGGAAGAGAAAGCUCACAGCAGAUGAAUCUGCUGAAGAUAUAACUUCUUCAUUAUCGGGUCGGGAAACAUUCCGACGAAAAGCUUUCGAGGAACUCGACAAGAGGUCCAGGGAGCAGCACCAGGAGCUGCUCCUAGUCCUAAAAGGACAAGGUCAACCCACGAAGGGCGUUAAACGAGAAAAACCCGGCACUUCGUCGUGCUCCGAAGACGAGCCAACGACAAGUAAAAAGAAGCCGGUAGAACAGACAACCGCGCCUGUCAAAGAGACCAGGCCAUCGAGAGAAUUGAGAAGAUGGAAACCGAGACCAAUUCGGCCACGAAAACGACUACCAACGCACAGGACAAGGCCAAAAUUCCGCCAGUGGUCCUAA
This is a messenger RNA of Anoplophora glabripennis (Asian longhorned beetle), 2271 nucleotides long. Its product is annotated as zinc finger MYM-type protein 1-like. NCBI's taxonomy places the organism in Eukaryota, Metazoa, Arthropoda, Insecta, Coleoptera, Cerambycidae. The record is from RefSeq and is a predicted model, not a curated record. The coding region runs from base 1 to 2271 and encodes 756 amino acids. The transcript is spliced from 2 exons.